CCUACUAGUUCCCCAUUGUGGCUUAAUUUUUUUCUUGAUGAGCAUCUAUCGCCCUUGUAUUAAUCUGCUUACAGAUACUGUCAUCAUUUGGGUCAACAAAAUUGAGGGAAUGGUUGACAACUUCAUGGGGAUGGAAGUUGUCGAGACCUGCUUAUGAAGCCCACCCAUCGGAUAUCAAACGUUCUUGGCAACGCCUUGUAAUGGGCCAACAUCUUUCCCGCUUGUUAUCAGGGACAAUUUACUUUCACUUUUUUUACGAGCGUAAACUGCAUGUUAUCCAUUAUAUCCUAGUAACCGUUCUAGUUAAUGAUCGUGUUUUGCUCAAGUUUUAUUACGAAUGUUAUUGCAAAGUAUUUGGUAAAUUCAACUGAAAUAAUGGGACGUCACACUGGUUGCUGUGUCGUAUCGCACUGGCACUACUCCCCGCCAAUGCGAGAUUCGUUUCAUGGGAAUCUGACUUUUAAUCGCUGUUUGUUCUGUUACCUGCCUCUUUAACGCUAAUGCCUUCAAUUUUUGAUUUGUUGUAGGAGUAAACAGUCUAUUUGCAUCACUUCACUUCGUUAAUAAUGCUCACCAAAAAAGGCAUGAAUGUCACGAAAUCUCACCUCGUUUGAGAGCCCCUUUUACUAUAAUAUCGCAUUUAGGUUGGUAGUGUUUGGGGUUAUCUGUCUCUGAAACGUUUGCGAGUGUUCUUUGGGUCACCUGCCUCACUAACGCUAUGUUUUCCAAACUUUAUGUUGGGUUAUCUGCCCUUCCAACACUAUGUUUUGUCUGCUUUAAUCGUCAUCUCCAAGGCAUGAAUGUCACAACAGCACAACAAAUAACAAUAAACAGCCAGAUACUCUUAAAGGAAUCCUGACAUAGAUAAUAUUCUCAUUUUCUGGCAAUGGACAUCAGCUCAAAAUUAGAAGCAUCUGUGGUCGGUGUAGGCUGUGUCUAUGUGCUAUAUUCUGUGCAGUCCUUUGUGCACAGUUACACCAUCCUGUUUGUAUCAGCUGCAUUUUGCUGGUCAGUUUAUACAGAACGAAAAUGGCAGCGUCGUACAUGUCUCAUUUCCAAGACAUUUUGCAGACCACGUGCAAGGUUUUCUGUGUGGUCAGUCCUGAUCUUCCCCCUUUGUUUGUUGUCACAGAUUCGGUCAUCUGAUUCUUCAACAUCUCACGAAGACGUUUUGCUUCAAAGUUAUCUUCUGGUUUUGAAUCCAAUGUAUCUGGCACAUCAGAUUCUUGAAAGACCAAAGCAUUUCCGGGACUCUUGUGCAAUGGAAAUCUUCUUGGAGGCAGUCUUUGGUGUUGGUUGUCCAUUGUUAAUGGGAAAAGGCUGGCUGGACUCUUUUGCUUUUGGCCUGAUGUUGGUUGCUCACCUUUAUCUCAUGAGAAAGAUGUUGCUGCUCUUACCAAAGACAUUUACUUAUGGAGAACUGGUUCUUGUUUCCCAACUCAUUGUUUAUUUUGUUCACAACAAUGCCAUGUCGAUAAUAAAGAAAAUGACUGCAGAAAACUAUGUUCUAGACAAGGAAGCUAUAAUUGCUACUGUGGUUCUUACUGUGGCCAUUUCUGUAGCUAUUUUCCAUAAUUCCAAGGUUACUGCAUCUCCAAUCAAAUUCUAUGUGAUAUACGGUCUGCUAGCAAAUGCUAUAAUAAUUUUUUGGAUAACGCUGUUGCACCCAUUUAGUUUUGAGAAGUUGUUCCGUUAUGUCAGUAGAAACCAGAUCUACCUAUUGAGUUAUUGGGUUUUAUGGUCAGUUAUGGCCAUUGCAGUGGUCAUUUACUUCAACAAACACAAAAAUAGAAUACAUUAUGAUGUACGCAAAUAUUUUCAUGUGAUCAUGGUUGCUGUUUACCUGCCUGGCUUGCUAUUGGAACCCAUGAUGCUGGCCUUGGCAGCCUGGUGCGCCUUUGCUCUUCUUUUUCUGCUGGAGCAAUUCCGAAUGUACAAAAUUCCACCGUUAUCUUCAUCCCUGGAAUCGAGUCUGUCUUUAUUUUUGGAUGAGAAAGACAGUGGUCCACUGCUGGUCAGUCAUAUAUAUCUAUUGGUGGGAUUCUCAGUUCCAGUUUGGCUGUCAACUGCUGCUGGACAUUCCCGGACUCCUGAAGACUAUGUCAGCUGCUUUGCUGGUUUGUUAACCCUUGGUGUUGGAGACACUGCUGCUUCAGUUGUUGGUAUCAGAUAUGGAAAAACAAAACUUCCUGGUAAUUCCAGAAAAUCUGUGGAAGGGACUUUGGCCUCAAUCGUUGCACAGAUCAUGGGCGUUGGGUGUUUGAAUUACUUUGUUUCAGUUCCGCUCACACCAAGAAUCCUGUUCACACUCUCAUCGGCAUCGUUCUAUGAAGCUUUCACUGACCAAAUCGACAAUCUAACCUUGCCACUCUUCACUUAUUCCCUUUUACGCCUUUCGUCAUGAUGAUGAUGAUGAUGAUGAUGAAUAAAUGACUAACUGAAUAUAUAUAAAUAAGAGAAGAGUAAAUUGUGCAUGUGUGUGUGUGUGCGUGUGUGCAUGUAUAUGUGUGGGAGCGGUAUAAUAAAUUCUACUAUAUUCUUUGAGUUUUGUAAAAAAAGGAACAUACUUUUAUCUAGAGGACUUAAGAUCCAGUUUAUAUGUGUAUGUGUAUGUAUGUAUAUUUUCAUAUAUAAAUAUAUAUAUAUACAUAUAUAUAUAUAUAUAUAUAUAUAUAUAUAUAUAUAUAUAUAUUAUAACUGUCUAUCUAUCCAUACAUAUCUAAUACAUAAUAUACAAGUAUACAAGUAUAAAAAUAUAUAUAUAUAUAAAUAUAUAUAUAUAUAUAUAUCAUCGUUAUAUAAGCAAGGUUGUUCAUCUCCAGUCUUUCAUAAAAAAUAUGUCUGGCCAUGAAAGAAUAUUACCUUGCUUCAAAACGAAACUUGGUGACAGGAAAGGCAUUAACAAAUUCCAUCUGACCCAUGCAAGCAUAGAAAAGUGAUCGUUAAAUAAUAAUGAUGAUGAUGGUACACACACACACACACACACACACAUGCACAUUAAUGUCAAGUAUUGCUAGGAGUUCCACUUCAAUUCAAUGUUUACAGCUUAAAAUAACCUCAUUAAACGAUGAUGAUGAUUCUAUUAUGACUAAUUUGACGACUAAAUUUACUAGCACUCAGUGACACUUGUACUUUCAUGCACACACACACACACACACACACUCAUAUCCCUGUACAGCUCUACCUCAUGUCCACACUCAUAAUUAUCCGUAUCAGUUCCUCCAUGCACACCCCCUCCAUGUAUACUUAGGAAUAAAUGUUAUUAGUUUUAUUAUAAUCAUCAUCAAUUUUAACAUCCUUUUUCCCAUGCUGGCAUGGGUUGGAUGGAAUUCAUUUCAUGCGUAUGUUUCUACAGCUGGGUGCCCUUCCUGUUGCCAACCCUCACCUGUUUCCAAACAAAGUAAUAUUUUCCCCAUGGCCAGACAUGUUCUCACAGAAGAUUGGAAAAAAAUGACACUGCUUCAUUUGCUACUACCAUGUAUUGUUAACACACACACACAAAGCAGGCUUCUUUCAGUUUCUAUCAACCACAUCCACGUACAAGGCUUUGAUCAUCCUGGGGCAAUUGUACAAGUCACUUGCUCAAGGUGCCAAUGCAGUGAACCAACCUGGAACCAUAUGUUCAGAAAGCAAACUUCUUUACCCCCCCCCCCCCAGCUACACAUCAUAUCUUGAUGAACAACUGACACAACUUAAAACAACAACAUUCCAAUCAAAUAAUGGUUAAUGUCUCAUGUGAUAUUUCAUUUUGUAAAUUGAUAUCAGGUUAUUAAUUAAAUUUCUAUAUUUUUUACUUCAUUAAAAAACAUCACCAAACAAUGAAAUUUUUAUGAUGUUUUGAAAUAAAUAUGUUUUUGUAACAAA
Messenger RNA from Octopus bimaculoides (California two-spot octopus), 3864 nucleotides. Its product is annotated as dolichol kinase. Gene Ontology annotation, cellular component: endoplasmic reticulum membrane. Gene Ontology annotation, molecular function: dolichol kinase activity. The record is from RefSeq and is a predicted model, not a curated record. Gene Ontology annotation, biological process: dolichyl monophosphate biosynthetic process. NCBI's taxonomy places the organism in Eukaryota, Metazoa, Mollusca, Cephalopoda, Octopoda, Octopodidae.